This is a messenger RNA of Solanum pennellii, 1270 nucleotides long. RefSeq names its product elastin-like. The transcript has 2 exons. Bases 61 to 1029 code for a protein of 322 amino acids. NCBI's taxonomy places the organism in Eukaryota, Viridiplantae, Streptophyta, Magnoliopsida, Solanales, Solanaceae. The record is from RefSeq and is a predicted model, not a curated record.
UCAUUAGUUUUCAGCAAUUAUAAUAAUUCAAAUAGUAGUUAUAUUUAAACAAAAAGAAAAAUGGGAUCGAAGGCAUUUUGGCUAAUUGUUUUGGCUAUUAUUCUUGUGACAACAUCAAAGGUUGCAGCUAGGAAGUUGGCUCAGAGUUCCAUCACUUCCUUGAAAAAGGGAGAGAGAAGUAAGACAAAUGAUGCCAAAUUUCUCGGAGGAGGGUUUCCCGGAAUCGGAGGACUUCCAACUAUAGGUGGAGGGGUACUUCCCGGAUUCGGAGGACUUCCAAAAAUUGGAGGAGGAGGACAUCCCGGAAUAGGAGGACUUCCAACAAUAGGAGGAGGAGGACUUCCCGGAAUCGGAGGACUCCCUGGAUUUGGAGGACCCUCAGGAAUUAGUGGAGGAGCACUUCCAGGAAUCGGAGGACUCCCUGGAUUGGGAGGACCCUCGGGAAUUAGUGGAGGAGCACUUCCAGGAAUCGGAGGACUUCCAAAAAUAGGAGAAUCUCCAGGAAUAGGAGCACUUCCUAAAAUUGGAGUACCUCCAGGAAUUGGAGGACUUCCCAAAAUCGGAGGACCUUCGGGAAUUGGAGGAGCAGGACUACCAGGAUUAGGAGCACUUCCAAAAAUCGGAGGACCUUCGGGAAUUGGAGGACUUCCAGGAAUAGGAACACUUCCAAAAAUUGGAGGACCUCCUGGAAUUGGAGGACUUCCAGGAAUAGGACCACUUCCAAAAAUUGGAGGACCUCCAGGAAUUGGAGGAGCAGGACUACCAGGAUUAGGAGCACUUCCAAAAAUCGGAGGACUUUCGGGAAUUGGAGGACUUCCAGGAAUAGGAACACUUCCAAAAAUUGGAGGACCUCCAGGAAUUGGAGGACUUCCAGGAAUAGGAGCACUUCCAAAAAUUGAAGGACCUCCAGGAAUUGGAGGACUCCCCAAAAUCGGAGGACCUUCGGGAAUUGGAGGAGGUGGACUUCCAGGAUUUGGACUUCCUGGAAUUGGAGGGAAAGGAGUUUUUAAAACUGAAAGACUUCCUUGAUCUAACUAAUUAAUUAUUAAAGAAUAUCUAUGAAGAAUAUCCAAGGUGGUUAUAUAUAUAUAUAUAUAUAUGAAUAAAUGUAUAUUACAAAAGAUUGUGUUGGAGUGAUAACUAAUUUUUUAUUUUUAAUUAAAUGUUUCAGACCUGGAUAUGCAUGUAAUGGCUUUUGACAGGAAACACUUUACCUUUGAUGUGUAACUUUUCAAUAUGAAUUUGAAUAAAUUAGACUCAAAUACAAAUA